UAGAAGGCAGGGAUAUUUUUGUUACACAAGAUUUUCGCGAUUUCUAUUACAUAUGAGAGAGGAAUGUAGAAUCAUUAAGAAUUUUCGCAAGGGAACAUUAAACGGUGUCGGCAUGUGAUGAAAAUUUAAGCGCUGGAUCGCUUUAAAUAGUAUAUAGACCUUCAGAAAUGCAAGGAAGGUUUCGCACACAACGAAUUUUCAUUUUCCACAUUGCGUGUGUUUUGUUAUUAGAACUUGACUUGACCGCUGCCCAGUGUAACUGUUCGACCGACUGUGUGACUAGUUGUGCUGCUGGACAGUACUAUAGUAGUACCUCAUCAUCAUGUAUCACAUGUGAGCCCGGUCAUUAUUGUGUGGGAGGAGUCACUGGUAUGCAGGCAUGUUCUGCUGGUACCGCCAAUCCAAACUCCGGAUCCUCCACUUCUGGUGCGUGUGUGACCUGUAAUGCUGAUGAAAUAAGUACCGCUGGGUCAUCUGCCUGUAUAAAAUGUCCAGCAGGCUUCAGCUGUUCCUCACAGACUUCCCAAACAGCUUGUGCUACUAAAGAGUACUCAUUGGAAGGGGAGACAACUUGUACAUCAUGUCCUGCUGGAUCAAUAUGUCCAACUAAAACCCAGGCUCCACAGGACUGUCCAGCUGGUAAGGAACCAGAUGGUACCCAGACAGCAUGUACAGACUGUGUAGCAGGGAGCUACAGUUCUGCCUCAGAUAAUUCAUGCCAGACAUGUCCCAAAGGAUCAAAAUGUCCCACAAAUGGCAUGACGGCCCACACUGUGUGUCCUUCAGGGGAGUACCAGGAUAACACAGGUCAGACCUCGUGUUCUGCAUGUACUGCCGGACAUGAGUGUUCUAAUCCAGCUAUUGCUCCUGUCCAGUGUAAUGCAGGAUCCUAUGCACCAGCAAACUCGGUGACAUGUACAGCAUGUGCAUCAGGCACAUAUAGCAACAGUACAGGUUCUAGCUCUUGUUCUGAGUGUCCAGCAGGCAAAGUUUGUUUGGAUCCCUCUUUGACCCCCACAGAUUGCCCUGCAGGGACCUUCAGUGCCCUGAACAUUUCAGCAUGUACCCCAUGUCCAGCAGGACAUUACAGUAGUGCAGGGUCAGAUAGUUGUACAGUUUGCCCUGCAGGCAAGAAUUGUUCCAGUCGUGUUGGUGUUCCAUCUGAUUGUCCAGAAAUGACCUACAGCACUGUGGGCAGUAGUGGCUGUACAGCUUGUUCUCAAGGAUACUACAGUACAGCUGGAUCAGGUAGCUGUACAAUCUGCCCCUCAGGAAAAUCCUGUCAAACAGCCACCCCUAAUGACUGUCCCCCAGGAACCUACAGUAAGGAAGGAGAUGGAAUGUGCACAAAUUGUGCUGUAGGAUAUUACAGCAGCAGUUCUGGAGCUUCUUCCUGCACAGUGUGUGCUGCAGGAAUGUCUUGUAGCUCCAACUCCAGCCAGCCUUGUGCUGCUGGCACAUAUGGAGUGGAGGGGGAGUUGACAUGUCGGCCAUGUUCUGGUGGACAUUACAGUGAGUCCGGGGCCAGUAAUUGUAGUGUGUGCCCUGGUGGUAAAGACUGUAGCAGUGCAGCAGGAGUUCCCCCUGACUGUGUGGCUGGUCAGUACAGUGUAGAGGGAGGUUCAGGCUGUACCAACUGUCCCUCAGGGACAUAUAGCAACAGUACAGGUUCUAGCUCUUGUUCUAAGUGUCCAGCAGGCAAAGAAUGCUCCAACCCUGCCCUGACCCCCACAGAUUGUCCUGCAGGGACCUACAGUGCCCUGAACAUUUCAGCAUGUACACCAUGUCCAGCAGGGCAUUACAGUAGUGCAGGGUCAGAUAGUUGUACAGUUUGUCCUGCAGGCAAAAAUUGUUCCAGUCGUGUAGGUGCUCCAUCUGGUUGUCCAGAAAUGACCUACAGCACUGUGGGCAGCAGUGGCUGUACAGCCUGUUCUCAAGGAUACUACAGUACAGCUGGAUCAGGUAGCUGUACAAUCUGCCCCUCAGGAAAAUCCUGUCAAACAGCCACCCCUAAUGACUGUCCCCCAGGAACCUACAGUAAGGAAGGAGAUGGAAUGUGCACAAAUUGUGCUGUAGGAUAUUACAGCAGCAGUUCUGGAGCUUCUUCCUGCACAGUGUGUGCUGCAGGAAUGUCUUGUAGCUCCAAUUCCAGCCAGCCUUGUGCUGCUGGCACAUAUGGUGUGGAGGGGGAGUUGACAUGUCGGCCAUGUUCUAGUGGACAUUACAGUGAGUCCGGGGCCAGUAAUUGUAGUGUGUGUCCUGGUGGUAAAGACUGUAGCAGUGCAGCAGGAGUUCCCCCUGACUGUGUGGCUGGACAGUACAGUGUAGAGGGAGAUUCAGGCUGUACCAACUGUCCCUCAGGAUACUAUAGUUCAGCUGGUGCCACAAGUUGUACCCAGUGUACAGCUGGACAUUUCUGCACCUCUUCCACACAAACAAAUUGUGGUGCCACAAAAUACAGCAGUGCAGGAGCCACAGCAUGCAGUGAUUGCCCAGCAGGAUAUGCUUGUCCAGGCCCCACCACGUCAACUCCUACUCAGUGUCUAGCUGGAACAUACUCAGGGACCAAAGCCUCUUCUUGUAGCCCUUGUCCUAAGGGGUAUCAGUGUCCUCUGGAUGGAAUGACGGCCCCAGAGGCUUGUGGGAAUGGAACUUAUGCUCCUUCAACUGGUGCCACUGCUUGUACACUUUGUCCAGCUGGUCAAAAAUGUCCUGAUGUAACCUCAGCAGCCAGUGACUGUGUAGCAGGAAAGUACAGUCCUGAGGGUUCCUCGUACUGUUAUGACUGUCAGGAUGGCUGGUAUGCUGAUUCAGUCCAGUCCACUACAUGUACAGAGUGUCCAGCAGGAUCAGCAUGUCCCAACAAGAACACAGCACCCUCACUAUGUGCACCUGGAGAGUACAGUUCUGCUGGCCAGACAUCCUGUACUCAGUGUGCAGUAGGGACGUACAAGACAGGAAGUGGAGCGGGCAGCUGUUCGCCAUGUGAUGCUGGGUACGAGUGUCCUACAACCACUGCAAGAUCUGCAUGCAGCAGUGGAUACUACUCACUGGGAGGAAACACAGCCUGUAUUCCCUGUCCAGGGGGUUAUUCAUGUGCCAGUACCAGCUCCAGUCCUGUGUUAUGUACAGCAGGAAACUACGCCAACAAUGCCAGCACUUCCUGUACGCCAUGUGCUGCUGGAUAUUACUGUCCUACUGAUGGCAUGUCUGAACCUCUGGCUUGUCCUACAGGCUUCUUCCAAACCAGUACAGGCCAGACAAGCUGUACACAGUGUGGACAAGGUUAUAAAUGCCCAAACAAGACUGUGACCCAGGAAGCUUGCCCCAAGGGAGAGUACCAAGAUGGCAGAGGGAUGGAAUCUUGUAAAUCUUGUCCCUCUGGUUACUAUGCCGACACUACAGGUAAGGUGACCUGUACCAUUUGUCCCGCUGGGUCCAGCUGUUCUGAUCCCACUGUAGCUCCUGUGGCCUGUCCUAGUGGCCAGUAUUCCCUUGCUGGUGCCACGUCCUGCACUACAUGUCCUGCUGGCUAUGCAUGUUCAUCAGGAACCCAGACAGCCUGCACUAAUGGACAAUACUCCAACGGAACUCACUGUUUGGACUGCCCAGCUGGUACAUACUGUGCCUCCCCAACUCUAGGCAGUGUGGUCUGUAGUAAUGGUCAGUACCAGCCCAGCACAGGUCAGACUUCCUGUCUCCAGUGUCCCAGCGGUCAAUCCUGUUUGGAUAAAACAGCCUCACCUGUAAAUUGUGUUGCAGGAUAUUUCAGCUUGGCUGGGGAGGAAACAUGCACUAAAUGUCCCGAUGGCUACUACAGUGCUGCCCAGGCUGGCUCCUGUACACAGUGCCCCGCUGGACAGAAAUGUUUCGAUGGAUCAAACUUUAUUUCGCCUACUAACUGUAAUGCAGGGUACUACAGUGCUUUGGGACAGACUACAUGUACAAUCUGUGAAGCAGGAUACACCAGCUCUGCAGCGGCCGCUUCCUGUUCCCAAUGUUCAGCCGGAUUUCAGUGUCUGGAUCCUACCAAUCCAGUUGCUUGUACAAGUGGUUAUUACAGCCUGUCUGGAAAGACAACUUCAUGUACUCAGUGUCCAGCUGGAUUUUCCUGUAGUGCAAACAAUGUUUCCCCUGUAGCAUGCCCCAGUGGUACCUACUCCAAUGCUGGACAGACAUCCUGUACAGCAUGUCCAGCUGGUUCAACUUGUGAUGGAGGGUCACCUACUAGUUGUGGGACAGGAUAUUACAGUCCUUCAGGUUCUGGCUGCAGUAUUUGUCCUGCAGGUUCUGAGUGCAGUGGUAGCACAGCCACUCCAUGUAGCUCUGGAUACUACAGUCUGUCAGGAGAGAUGAAUUGUACCAUAUGUCCAGCUGGUAAAAUGUGUCCCUUCCCCUCCAUCUCUCCCAUCAACUGCCCUAGCGGAACCCACACACAGAACUUGGAAGGACAGACGUCAUGUACUGAUUGUCAGGCAGGAUUUUACUGUCCAGCUAAUGCCCCAAAUCAGAUUGCCUGUUCUUCUGGAGAAUAUUCCCUAGUAAAAUCCACUUCCUGUACGGCUUGUCCAGCAGGCUACUCCUGUGCCACGACCUCAGCCUCCCCCACCGUCUGUGCUGCAGGCACGUACUCAUUAGGAAGUGCUACCAGUUGUACAGACUGUGAUCCUGGCUAUGCCUGUCCAUCCACUUCUUCCCUGUCAAACAGAUACCCAUGUCCUUCAGGGAGUCACUCCGUUGGUGCCCAAUCUUCCUGCACAUUAUGCACUGCUGGUAAAGCUUGUGCAUCUACCACAUUAAACACAGAAACUCCCUGUAGUGCAGGAGAGUAUGCUUUUGCUGGGUCAGCCACCUGCACAGCAUGUGAAGCUGGAUGGGAGUGUCCUAAUGUAGAUGGUAGUCAGAAUGCCCAGUGUCUGCCAGGAACUUACUCUGUUGGAAGUCAAACAUCAUGUACCCAAUGUGUUGCUGGGAAAGCUUGCCCACUCACAAACAGUGCUUCUAGCAUCACAUGUACUGCAGGCUCAUAUGCUUUAGCUGAAAGUACCACAUGUACUGAGUGUCCACCAGGGUAUGAAUGUCCAUCUACCACAACCAACACAGAGACUAAAUGUGCUGACGGAUUCUACAGUGAAGGUAGACGUGCUGCAUGUGUGCAGUGCACAGCUGGUUACGAGUGUCCGACAAUUUAUGACAGCUACUCAGUGGUGUGUGCUGCUGGUUAUUAUUCCCUAGCCGGAGCCAAAGAAUGCACUGUAUGUCCUGCCGGAGAGGAGUGUCCUUCCACCACGAGUGCAGGGACAGCAUGCACAACUGGCUAUUACAGUCUAGGUGGACAGACUACCUGUACAGAGUGUCCAGCUGGUUACUACUGUGCCAACAACAACCAAAAACCAGUCAUAUGUGGUGUUGGUAAAUACAGUGCUGCAGGAGCUACCGUAUGUUCUGAUUGUGAUGCUGGGUUCUUCUGUCCUGCAGGGAGCAUUCAAAAGGACCCACCUUCCGCCAUUUGUUCACUGGGAUACUACUGUGAAUUAGGAGCAACUGUUGAAACACCUUGUGAUAUGGGAACAUAUGGUGCAACAAAAGGACUCAAAGCAGCAGCUGAGUGCACUGACUGCCCACAAGGAUUUUACUGCCCUGCAGGAACUGCUGGUGUACCAACCAACAGUCUUAUAUGUCCUAGAGGGCAUUACUGUCCAACUAAAACAGGAGAUUACAAGGCUAGUCCAUGUCCUCAUGGCAAAUUUUAUAGUGGUUUGGGAGCAGUUAAAGUUGAUGAAUGUAUUGAUUGUCCUGCUGGAAGAUACUGCCCUCCUGGAACAGAUGAUCCUAUGUAUGAUGGGUAUAUUUGCCCCAGAGGAUCUUACUGUCCACAAGGAUCAGGAACAGCACCAAUAAAUUGUCCAGCUGGUAAAUACACAGAGGAAGAAGGGGCAAUAGGAUUGCAGAGCUGUAAAUCUUGCCCUGCUGGACAUUACUGCCCAGCUGGAACCCAUACACCAACACCUUGUAGUCCAGGAAAAUUCAAUGAAUAUACAGAGAGAGGAGCAGCCACAGAUUGCCAAGACUGUAUUGCUGGACAAGCCUGUACUAAACAUGGACUAGCGAAACCAGAUUAUCCAUGUUCACCUGGUUACUACUGUCCAGGAGGAAACCAUCUACCCAACCAACCAGAAUAUGCCUGUCCUGCUGGAACAUUCACCGACUUUAAGAACCUGACAGCCCAGUCUCAGUGUGAGACCUGUAGAUCAACCAAAGCCUGUCUGGUGGGAACCGGAGGACAGCAGAAACCACCGGUUCCCUGUGGUCAAGGCCACUUCUGUCCGGAUGGAACAGCUUCUCCUACUCAAUAUCCCUGUCCAGCUGGAACUUACACCAACUUGACCAAUCUGUACAAAGUGGAGCAAUGUACCAUCUGUCCCCGGGGCUGGUACUGUUUGGAGGGAUCGGCUACCCCCACUGAUUUGUGUGCUAAGGGACAUUGGUGCCCUGAUGGUACACCAACAGCCACUACUAACCCUUGUCAUGCUGGGUCCUACAGUAACAAGACGGGGAACACAGCCUGGGAGCAGUGUGAUGAUUGUCCCGAGGGUCACUACUGUCCCCAGGCAUCUGUACUACCCACAGCCUGCCCAGCUGGCAAAUACAACAAUCAGAUCAAGGGUGAGAACAUCACGUACUGUGUGGACUGUACUGCUGGAUAUUACUGCCCGGGAACUGGUAAUGUGGACCCCAUCAUCUGUGACAAGGGGAAUUACUCUGACUCUGGAGCCUCGGCCUGUACGACGUGUGAGGCAGGCUACUACUGUAAUCUGAAUGCCACCAGUAUGACUUACAUGUAUAGUGACCGAAUCUGUCCAGCAGGUCUUGAGUGUCCACCAGGAAUGACUAGGGCUCCAGAACUUGUCCAGGAUAAAUGUCGCAAAGGUCACUACUGUCCAAAAGGAGAUGUAAACCCUUACCCAGUGCCUUGUCCUAAUGGAACAUUCAAUGCAGAAUACGGCCUUAAACAGGUAUCAGAAUGUCAACAGUGUACACCAGGUAUGUACUGUAUACCAGAGGGAUUGUCUUCUCCUGCUGGGGACUGUCCAGGAGGUUAUUACUGUCCACUUGGUACAGCUGCACCUGAUUCUUAUCCUUGUCCCAUUGGAUUCUACAGGAAUGGCUCAGCAAAGGAGUCAUUCCAAGAUUGUGCUGAAUGUAUUUCUGGUUAUUACUGUGAUAGAGAGGGACUAGCCAUUCCCAUUGAUUGUCCUGCUGGAUCUUUCUGUGUCAGUGGAAGCACUUUCCCACAGCCCUGUGCCCUGGGAACCUACAGCAAUUCCACAGGUCUACGUAGGAGUACCGACUGCACCCCUUGUCCUGGGGGUUAUUAUUGUGAUGGUAUUGGACGAACUGCUCCGACAGAUGUGUGUGAUCCAGGAUUUUACUGUAGAGAAAAGGCCUACUCCUCAGCCCCUCCUGAUGGCCUCACAGGAGGACUGUGCCCUGCAGGAGGUUACUGUCCAGCUGGAUCUGCCACGCCUACUUCCUGUCCUGUAGGGGAGUACAGUAAAAGUCCUGGAGCUAAGACAAAGUUUGACUGUAUUCCCUGUGACCCUGGGUAUUAUUGUGCUGGUUCUAGUAGUACUUCAGCCUCAUCCAUGUGUGCUGCAGGAUUUUAUUGUACUGGGGGAUCAGGAGUCCCAACCCAAUAUUCCACACCUGCUGGUCACUACACAAAAGAAGGAGCCUUUAAACCAGAGCCCUGUCCAGCUGGUCAAUUCCAACUGGCCAAAGAGUCAUCACAGUGUGAAUUGUGUAGUCAAGGUUACUACUGUAAUGGGACUGGUACAGUUGAUCAGAUUCUGUGUCCAAGAGGAUAUUAUUGUCCUGAAGGCAGUAGCUAUCCUACACCUUGUCCUCGAGGAACAUUCCUGAAGGAUACUGGAAAGUAUGAAGAAGCUCACUGUGAUCCCUGUACCACUGGUUAUGCCUGUGAUUCUGUAGGACUUCCUGAGGCUGUGACUCCAUGCUCUGCAGGACACUAUUGUACUUUAGGAUCUAACAUGACUGACCCUGUUGGGCAAACUUUCGGUGACUUCUGUCCUCCUGGCUAUUAUUGUCCUGAGGGCACUGGAGACUAUCAGCAUUACCCUUGUGCAAAUGGAACAUACAGUGCUUACACAGGUAACAUGGGAGAGAGUAACUGUACUGCUUGUGAUGGUGGUAAAGCUUGUGUUGGAGCUGGUCUGACUGCUCCUAACAGGAACUGUUCAGCUGGUUAUUACUGUAAGUCAGGGGCAUACUCCGACACCCCAAUGGAUGGAGGAGCCACAGGUGAUCCAUGUACAAAGGGUCACUACUGUCCUGAGGGGACCAGUACUCCUCUGGCCUGUCCAGCAGGGUCCUACAUGAACACCACAGGGUACUCCUACUGUUUCGACUGUCCUGCAGGAUUUUUCUGUGUUUCGGGAGAAGUGGACCCCUUGAGGUGCCCCAGAGGAAGAUAUUGCCCUGGCAACACUACAGCUGACCAACCUCCCUGUCCUACAGGCACAUAUAACCCUGAUUAUGGAAUGACCAAGGAAUCAGACUGCCUGCCUUGUUCUGGGGGAUACUAUUGUUACAAACUUGGUGCCAUUAAUUUUGAUUUCAGCUUGAAUGACACAGGAACAGGACAGUGUGCUGCAGGCUAUUACUGCAAAUCAGGAGUAAAUGUCAGUACCCCCACACCUGCUACAACCAGUGGUAUUGGAGGCCCAUGUCCCCCGGGAUUCUACUGUCCAAUACAAACAGAGGAUCCUGUCUCCUGUCCCAAUGGAACAUACAGAGACCUACCCCAGGGAGAGAAAGUUGCUGAUUGUUGGCCAUGUAAGCUGGGACAUUACUGUGGAACAAAGAAUCUAACUGAUGCUACAGGACCAUGUGACAAAGGAUUCUACUGCUACAGAGGAAACAAUGUGCCUACACCAUUAGGGGAUCAGCCUGAUGUAGGAGGUCCAUGUCCGGUUUCUCACUACUGUCCAGAAGGAACAUCCACCCCUCUGGCCUGUCCCUCAGGCACAUACAACAAUCUGACUGGGCAGUGGAACUGUACAGAAUGUCCUGCUGGCUUCUACUGUAAUGAAAACACAACCUCCUAUGAACCCUUCCCAUGUCCCACUGGAUAUUAUUGUCCCAAUGGAACCAAGAAUGCCAAUGAGUAUCCUUGUCCCAAGGGCAGUUACCGUGACACUUUGAUGGGACAGAGUGAAUCAGAUUGUCUCCCUUGUACAGCUGGAAACUACUGUGGAACACAGGGCCUCAGUGCUGUGUCAGGACAGUGUACUGCAGGAUAUUUCUGUGUCCUUGGUGCCUGGUCAGCCACCCCUACAGACUACAACAAUUUUACAUCAGGAGACUGUCUGUGCCCAGCUAACAGCACUGGGGGGAUAUGUCAGCCUGGUUACUACUGUCCCACAGGAUCCAGGGAACCCACAUUGUGUGAUGAAGGACAUUACUGUAACACACCAGGUUUGGCCACCACUGCCGGUCAAUGUCAGGCUGGAUACUACUGUGCAGGACGCGCUGACCGCCAGGAUCCUACUGAUGGAGUAACAGGAAAUAUCUGUCCACCAGGCAGAUAUUGUGGAGUUGGAACCACAAGCAAUCAACCAAAAUGUCCAACAGGCACCUUUUCGAAUAAGACAGGAAAUACUUUGUCAUCAGAUUGCACACCGUGUACUCAGGGAUACUACUGCCAGAAUGAGGGUCUGACAGAACCCACUGGGCCUUGUGAUGCAGGAUACUAUUGUCCUACUGGUCAGAACAUAAGUAACCCAUUUGUUUGUUCUGCUGGAUUCUACUGCCCAGUGGGAAGUUUUGAACAGAUCAAAUGUCCAUCUGGUCAAUACCAGGACCAGCAAGGCCAGUCGUCCUGUAAAACGUGUCCACCAGGCUAUUACUGUGACAUUGCUAACUCCCCUGUAACUACCUAUUCCCCCUACCCCUGUCCACAGGGUCACUAUUGUCCUAAUGGUACAGAGUCCAGCACUCACUACCCCUGUCCAGCAGGAACCUACAAUCCAUACACCAAACUUCGAGAUGUCACGGAAUGUACAUCUUGUGAUGCCGGGAAGUAUUGUGGAACUAAUGGACUUACUGCAGUCACUGGUGACUGUUUGGCUCAGUACUGGUGUAUUAAUGGCUCUUCUACUUCGACACCCACUGAUGGGGUCACUGGUCAACUAUGUCCAGCUGGUCAGUACUGUGUACAAGGAACUCCUGUCCCAACCCCUUGUCCACUAGGUACAUGGUCCAACAGUACUGGUCUGGCACUGGCUGGAGAAUGUACUGACUGCUCAGGAGGGCAAUAUUGUGACACCACAGGAUUGACUUCACCCACAGGACCAUGUUCUCCAGGGUACUACUGCUCAGGAAAAUCCAUCACAGCCACACCCAAUGACACCACAACUGGAGACCCAUGUACAAUAGGACAUUACUGCCCAGAGGGCACUGCCGUCCCAAUCCCCUGUCCAGAUGGGAAGUACAUGACUAACACUGGUGCUGCUGAAUGCUGGAACUGCACACCAGGACAUUAUUGUAUCACUGGUUUGACUCCUGAUGAUUGUCCACCUGGCUAUUAUUGCCCUGAAGGUACAGGGCAGAUCUGGCAAUCUUGCCCUCUAGGAACAUUCAGUACUUCCACAGGCCUCUGGGAUGCGGAUAACUGUACACAGUGUACAGGAGGCUGGUAUUGUGAUAAACUUAAUGCUACAACAUUGGCUGGUAAAUGUAAUGCUGGAUACUACUGUACUUCUGGAUCGAACACACCAUCACCAGAUGUCAACAAUACUGGGGUUGCUGGACCAUGUCCUACAGGUCAUUAUUGCCCUCAACAGACCACCACACCUCUUCCAUGUCCACUGGGAACCUUCAACAACCAGACUAAAUUAACACUGCAAUCAGAAUGCACACCUUGUUCCUAUGGAAAAUACUGUGGCUCCACGGGUCUCACUGAGCCCUCAGGAGACUGCUGGGCUGGAUUUUACUGUCUGCAGGGAGCUCAAUCACCAAACAAUCCAGUGGUAGAUGCCACAGGAGGACCCUGUCCUAUUGGCAGUUAUUGUCCCAAUGGAACCUCAUAUCCACUGGGAUGCCCAGCAGGACAAUACAAUCCAUCCACUGGACUGGCUGAAUGUAUACAAUGUCCAGCUGGCUACUACUGCCCUGAAAAUUCUACAAACUAUGUAGGAAACGACUGUCCCAAAGGUCAUUACUGCCUGCCAGGAACUGGUAGCAUGAACCAAUAUCCAUGUAGUAUAGGUACCUAUAAUGACUAUAUAGGCAAGCAAUCCAGUGCUGACUGUGUUCCUUGUGAUCCAGGCAAGUAUUGUGCUACACCUGGCCUCUCCCUCCCUACAGGGGACUGUAUGGCAGGCUGGUACUGUGUGAGGGGGGCAUCAUCCAACCAGCCCACUGACAUCACCACUUUUAACUACACCAUGUCUUCCUGUUUCUGUCCUGUCAACCAGACAGGAGGGAAAUGUCAACCAGGAGAGUAUUGUCCAACAGGCUCAGAUCAACCCCAGUCUUGUCUUCCAGGAUACUACUGUAGCUCUGCAGGAUUAGCCAAUGUCACGGGGCCAUGUGAUGCUGGUUACUACUGCACACUGGGAGCAACACGAUCAGACCCACAGAACGAUGCCACCGGAGGCACCUGUCCUACUGGACACUACUGUCCACAGGGGACCGGAGUCCCUCAGGGCUGUCCCCCUGGUUACUUCUCUAAUGCUACUGGGAAUGUGGACUUCUCAGGCUGUAAACUCUGUACUGCAGGUUUUUACUGUGAGACAACUGGACUCUCAGCCCCUACUGGUGACUGUUCUGUUGGUUACUACUGUCCAGCUGGCCAAAAUGUCAGUAACCCUACAGCUUAUGUGUGUACCCCUGGUCACUACUGUCCUGCUGGAAGUCCUUCAGAGGUGUCUUGUCCCUCUGGCUCAUACCAAAAUCAACUAGGACAGGGAACUUGUAAGAACUGCCCAGAAGGCUAUUAUUGUGAUGGCACUAUACAAAACAGCACCUUCUGUUCCACUGGUGUCCAAAACCCAACAUCUUGUCAACCUGGUUACUAUUGUCCAAACGGAACCAAAUACGCCACAGAGUUUGGCUGUCCUAAUGGUACGUACAGUGACCAGUCUUACCUGAAGUUGGCUAGUGAGUGCAUCACCUGCCCAGGAGGAAAGUACUGUGGACAGGAAGGUCUAUCAGCCCCCUCUGGUGACUGCCAUGGUGGCUAUGUCUGUAUACUGGGGGCCUACACUGCAACACCAACAGAUGGCACCACUGGCAAGAUCUGUGAUCCCGGAGCUUACUGUCCUGUAGGAUCCAAUAGCACCACACUGUGCCCAGCUGGAACAUACAGCCCCACACAAGGUCUGCAGUACCUAACUGAGUGUACUGGGUGUACUCCUGGAAUGUUUUGUCCAAACAGUGGAAUGACAGCUCCACAAGGAAACUGUUCUGCUCAGUACUACUGUGCAGGUAAUGCCACAACAGCCACACCUACCGAUGGAGUGACCGGUAAUGCUUGUCCAGUGGGACAUUACUGCCCUGAGGGAACACCCACUGCCAUUCCAUGUGACCCAGGAUAUUACACAGACACCACUCUCAACUCUGUGUGUCAAAUCUGCCCUGCUGGUAAAUACUGUACAACAGGGUCUAACCCUCAGGCAUGUCCAGCUGGGUUCUACUGUCCUGAGGGAACCGGACAUGUCUGGCAAGCUUGUCCAGCAGGUACCUUCAACCCAAGCACAGGACUGUCAAAUGUAACUGAAUGCACUCAAUGUACUGGAGGAUUCUACUGUGAUGUGACCAAUCUGACAGCAGUGGCUGGUUCCUGUGCAGCGGGUUACUUCUGCAGAAGUGGAUCAGAUGAUGAGACUCCAAGUGGUUCUACAGCGGGAGAUGCUGGACCUUGCCCUAUUGGUCAUUAUUGUAUAGCACAGACUCAGGACCCAACACCAUGUCCAGCUGGAACGUUCAACAACCGAACCAUGCUCCAAGCAGAAUCUGAGUGCCAACAGUGUACACCUGGAUACUACUGUGAGGUUCCAGGUCUGGAGUACCCAACUGGAAUUUGUAAUCCUGGCUUCUUCUGUGCUGGAGGUUCAAAUUCAUCCAGUCCCUCUACCACUGAUGCCACAGGAGGACCAUGUCCAGCUGGUACCUACUGUCCAGCAGGAACCAGUGUAGCCAUCAACUGUACAGCAGGAACCUACACUCUGACUGACCAGCAGUCUAACUGUACAACAUGUCCUACUGGUUAUUACUGUCCAUCUGGAAGCAGCAGCAUUACUGCCUGUCCUCAAGGUUACUACUGUCCAGUGGCCACGGAGUUUGCCUAUCAAUAUCCAUGUCCAAAUGGUACAUACAACAACAUUACCGGAGCCCAGGAUUCUAGUCUCUGUCAGAUGUGCCCUCCAGGGGAGUACUGUCCUACCCCGGGGCUGGGCCUGCCGGCUGGGAAGUGUUCUGGAGGCUGGUACUGCACAUCUGGUUCCUGGUCCAGUCAACCAGCAGUUCUGGGUAAUGACACUGGUUCUACCUGUGACUGUCCAGCUCAGAGUAUUGGUGGGAAGUGCCAGGCUGGUACCUUCUGUCCAGAAGGAUCGUCAACUCCAACUUCCUGUCUUGGGGGACAUUACUGUGAUGUGGCUGGUCUAGAUAAUGUUACUGGAGAGUGUUUACCAGGAUAUUACUGUAGUGGAGGUGCCAUUUUAAUGAAUCCUAUCAAUGAGACAUACGGUGACAUCUGUCCAAAGGGACACUACUGCCCCCAGGCCAGCUCUUAUGCUAUACCAUGUGCUGAGGGAACAUUCAACAACUGGUUUGGGGCUAACAACAUCUCCACAUGUCUACCAUGCACAGCUGGCAAAUACUGUUCAGGAACAGGGAGAGCAUUGCCCAAUGAUGACUGUGACGUAGGAUGGUACUGUCCCGAAGGUUCUAUUGUUCCACAGCCUCCAGGAAAACAAUGCCUGGCAGGGCAUAUGUGUCCUAAGGGCAGUCCAUCACAAACACCCUGCUCCUCUGGAUAUUAUCAACCUCUUCCUGGACAGGGGGCUUGUACAGAGUGCCCUGCUGGAAAAUACUGUUCUCAGACUGAGGCGAUAGCAGAACAACAAAGUGGAGUGAAUGCUUCAUCACACGGAGUUGUAACACCAAAAGACUGUCCAUCAGGAUUCUAUUGUCCUAAUGGCACACAGACUGACCGAGAAUACCCCUGUCCAGUUGGGACAUACAGUAACACCACUGGCCUGGAGAGUGUAGCAGAGUGUACAGAUUGCCCACCAGGUUAUUACUGUGACUCGGAGAAUAUCACUGAACCAUCUGGACAAUGCUUUGCUGGAUAUUAUUGUAUCCUGAAGUCUUCCUCUCCCACACCAUCACUAUCAGCUGCUGGUGGCCCUUGCCCCCAGGGAUCCUACUGUGAGGUGGGCUGGUCUUACCCCACACCUUGUCCCAAGGGAACCUAUGGAGAUAGAGAGCAGCUUCCAUCUUUGAAUGACUGUACAUUCUGUCCACCUGGAGACUACUGUUCCUCUUCCAAUCUGAAUGCUUCCACAGGGUCAUGUUUAGCUGGGUACUACUGCACCAAUGGAUCAGAGGAGGCCAAUCCAGUUGGUAAAACAUAUGGUGAUGAAUGUCCAGCUGGUCAUUAUUGUCCAGAAAAAAGUUACCAGCCCACAGCCUGCCCAGCAGGUACCUACAAUCCCAACACCAGAAGCACCAACCAGACUGCCUGUCUCUCCUGUGACCCAGGUAAAUUCUGUAAUGGAACAGGACUUUCUGCAGUCUCUGGAGACUGCACUGAUGGCUUCUACUGUACUGGAGGAGCUAGUUCUUCUGCUCCCUAUGAUGGACUUACCGGAAACAUUUGCCCUGCUGGGUCCUACUGCCCUGCAGGCUCUCCACAGCACCUGUUCUGUCCUAACGGCACCUACACUAACCACACAGGGGCUUCCUCCUGUUAUGAUUGUCCAGAGGGUUAUUACUGUGUGAACAAAGACCGAGCUGACCUGUGUCCACCUGGGUAUUACUGCCCAUACCAGACAGGAGCGGAUCUCCAGCCUUGCCCUGCAGGAACCUACAACCCAGUGUCUGGUCUGGCCAAUGUCAGUCAAUGUACACAGUGUGAUGGAGGGAAGUAUUGCCAGGUGCCAGGACUCUCUGCUGUUAGUGGAAACUGUAACUCAGGAUUCUUUUGUACAUCUGGAGUGGACACAGCCAGUCCUGCAGGUAAUAACACAGGAGUAGGAGGUGUGUGUCCUAUAGGGAGUUAUUGCCCAGAGGCUACUAUCACCCCUCUACCUUGCCCAGCUGGACAAUACAGUGACAGUACAGGCCAGACAAACUGUACCCUGUGUCCACUGGGUUAUUACUGUGUGGAGAACUCCACUGCCUUCUCAGAACAGCUCUGUCCCCCAGGCUAUUACUGUCCAGAGGGUACCAGUAAUCCAUACCAGUAUCCCUGUCCUAAAGGAACCUACAACCCCGUCAAUGCUAGCCACUCCCUCAGCGACUGUCUCACCUGCCCACCAGGACAAUACUGCCAGUCUGAUGGUCUUGGUGCCACCUCUGGAAACUGCACCGCAGGAUGGUACUGUACAGGGGGUUCCUACAUGGCUCAACCCACCACCACUGCCAACCAGACCAACCUGCCAGACUGUACCUGUCCAUUAGCCAACUACACAGGUGGACAGUGUUGGCCAGGUACCUACUGUCCAAGCGGAACAAAUUACCCAGUUAAUUGUGAUCCCGGGAAGUACUGUAUGCAGUCUGGAUUAUCUGCCCCAGAAGGUGACUGUGAUGCUGGGUAUUACUGUAAUGCUAGCAGUACCCGUCCUGACCCUCCAGGAAAUGAGUGCCCUGCUGGGUAUUACUGUGAGGCAGGGUCAGGAACACCCACACCAUGUCCAGCUGGGACGAUGUCCAACACCGGGGGAAAUACAAAUUCCAGUAACUGUCUCCAGUGUACUCCAGGUUAUUAUUGUGCUGGAACUGCCAAUACCAAUGUAACUGGCCUCUGCUCAGCUGGAUUUUACUGCCCAGGUGGUCAAGACAGUGCCACACCCUUAGACUACAACUGUACAAUGGGUCAUUACUGUCCAGCUGGAUCUGGACAACCUGUGCCCUGUGCUGCUGGGUCAUACCAAGACAGUGUAGGAUCUACAACAUGUCUGCCAUGUCCUGCAGGAAGUUACUGUGAUCCUGUGGAAGCUGCUGCCUCACUGGGAAUCAAUGGAACAGGAGUGGUAACCCCCACAGACUGUCCCCGGGGUCACUACUGCCUCCAGAGCACCCCCAGCAGUACUACCUAUCCUUGUCCUUUAGGGGCCUUCAACAAUGGCACAAAACUUCAGGCAGCAAGUUCCUGUCUCUCCUGUACAUCAGGCUACUACUGUGGUGCUCUUGGCUUGACAGAACCAACUGCUCCUUGUGAUGCUGGCUAUGUGUGCACAAGUGGAGCAAACUCCUCCUCACCAACAGAUGGCACCACUGGUUACCUCUGCCCAAUGGGAGCAUACUGCCCAGCUGGUUCUGGGUUAGAAACCAAAUGUCCAACAGGAACAUUUAGUAAUCAGACUGGCCUCCAUAAUGUCUCAUCUUGUGAACAGUGCACACCUGGAUGGUAUUGUAAUGUACAAGGCUUGACUUCUCCUGCUGGGAAAUGUUUGGCUGGUCACUAUUGCCUCCUGGGAUCUACAGAACAGAAUCCUAUUGGCCAGUCUUAUGGAGACUACUGUACAGCUGGUCACUACUGUCCUGAGGGCACAGGAAGUCCUGUUCCUUGUCCAAUUGGAACAUACCUCCCCAGCACUGGACAGUCUUUACAGAUCCACUGUAUUGAUUGUGCACUAGGAAAAUAUUGUGACACUGUUGGGCAAGCCAAUUACACAGGUGACUGUGAUGCUGGAUUUUACUGUGACCGAGGAGCCAAUGUUAGCCAGCCCACUGAUGGGGUCACAGGAGGGGUGUGUCCUGCAGGAAACUACUGUCCCCAGGGUACUGCAGUGCCCAUACCAUGUGAAGAUGGUUCUUAUAUGAAUCACACCCAGGCCAGUCUAUGUGACCCUUGCCCUGCUAGAUAUUACUGUGUUAACAAAGACAGAGCAGAUCCAUGUCCAGUUGGCAAAUACUGUAUUGGAAACACAGGCUUUAACUAUUCCCUGUGUCCCCCUGGAACAUACAACCCAACUGAGUUACUGAUGUCCGAGUCUGAAUGUAAGCAGUGUGAUGGAGGAUACUACUGUGAUGUACCAGGGCUGUCCAAUGUGACCGCUCCCUGUGCUGAGGGGUACUACUGCCAGAGUGGGGUCAACACUGCAGCCCCCAGUAACAACAACACAGGAUUUGGAGGUGGCUGUCCUGAAUCCCACUACUGUCCACUGGGCACCACAGAACCUAUCUCCUGUCCUGCCGGAACAUACAAUGACCUGACUCACCAGAAAAUCUGCAAGUCAUGUGAGCCAGGCUAUUACUGUCUGGCCAACUCCACCACAUACCUGUCCACACCUUGUCCUGCAGGUUCCUACUGCCCCAGUGGAACUCAGUUUUCCACAGAACACCUCUGUCCAGCUGGUACAUACAACAAUAAAACUGGUGCCAACAGUGAAUUUGAUUGUUUACCUUGUACAGGUGGUAAAUACUGUAAUGGAGAUGGUCUAUCAGAGCCCAGUGGUGACUGUGCUGCAGGGUGGUACUGCUCAGGUGGUGCCUACACAGACAAACCCACCACAUAUGUCAACUCCACCACACUGUACAGCACCAACUAUUCUUGUCCUGUUUAUGCCCUCAACAACACUGGAGGCAUUUGUGAACCAGGAUACUACUGUCCAGUGGGAAGUAACCUGCCCCUCUCGUGCAGCUUGGGUAAAUACUGUGAUACCUACGAGCUGUCCUCUCCUACAGGAAACUGUUCCGCAGGCUACUUCUGUAAUGGUACUGCCAGUGUUCCCAACCCCAGGGAGUGUGACAUGGGAUACUACUGCCCAGAGGGAACAACAGUGCAGAUGCCCUGCCAACCAGGGACAUUCUCAAAUCGAACAGGAAACACCAAUGACUCUUUCUGCAUGCCUUGUACUGCUGGUCAAUACUGCCAGGAUUAUGGGCUGGCCCUGCCUAACGGAGACUGUUUUGCUGGUUAUUAUUGUCCAGAAGGUCAGGAUGUACCACAACCAACCACAUAUGCAUGUAGCCCAGGUCACUUCUGUGAAGUGGGCAGUUGGAAUGAGACAGGAUGUCCUUCAGGAAUGUAUCAACCUCACUGGACCAGAUCAACCUGUGACAUCUGUCCAGCUGGCUCCUACUGCAAGGCCUUUGGAGAUUAUGAGGUUCUUGAUGCACCAAAUGUCACCUUGUCAGGUAACUACACCAACAGGUACAGGAGCUACCGUGGUGUAUCUGUCCCCACAGCCUGUCCCUCAGGGUCCUACUGCCCACAAGGCACCAAGGACGCCAUGGAAUACCUGUGUCCAGAAGGUUCCUACAGUAACAAGACAAGCCUGAACAACUACACACAAUGUACACCUUGUGAUCCUGGGUAUUACUGCAGUGGACAAGGUAACACAGAGUCUGUGACAAAGUGCUCUGCAGGUUACUACUGUACAAGUGGUGCCUACAAUUCAACCCCAACAGAUGGCACCACAGGCAACAUCUGCCCACCUGGCCGCUACUGUGAAGUGGGCAGCAUUACUGGAUUGGGCUGCCCAGUGGGCACUUACAGUAACCAGGUUGGACUACAGAGCAGUUCAGAGUGUACCAACUGUACAGGAGGCUAUUACUGUGGAACAACUGGGCUUACAGCAGAGUCUGGUCUCUGUCAUGCAGGAUAUUACUGCACACUUGGAUCAGAAGAACCAGCUCCCAUUGGUAAGUCCUAUGGAGAUGUGUGUCCUGCUGGGCACUACUGUAACAAUGGCACCCACACUCCAGCACCAUGUCCCCCGGGCACAUUCCUCAACUCUACAACUAUGGGAGACAUCAACGACUGCCUACAGUGUUCUCCAGGUUAUUUCUGUGAUGGACAUGGACAAACAGCAGUAACAGCAGAGUGUGCUGCUGGGUACUACUGCACCCUGGGAGCCAACACAUCCACACCAACAGAUGGCAGCACAGGAAACAUCUGCCCAGAAGGCCAUUACUGUAUUCAGGGAUCUAGUAAACCUGAACCUUGUGGAAAUGGAACCUAUAUGAACCACACUGGUGCCUCUUCCUGUUACGUCUGUCCUGCAGGCUACUAUUGUGUCAACAGAGACAGGGCAGAUAUCUGUCGACAGGGAUAUUACUGUCCAGAAGGUACUGGGGCAGACCUUCAACCCUGUCCCACAGGAACUUUCGGAAACACCACAGGACUUAUCAAUGAAACACAAUGUAGUCCAUGUACAGGUGGAUCUUUCUGUGGCACCCCUGGAGCCUCCCAGCCAGAUGGGGAGUGUUUGUCUGGUUAUUAUUGUGAAACUGGAGUUGACACAGCCACACCCACAGAUUCUGGGGCUCACAAAGGAAUAGGAGGACAGUGUCCCCUUGGAUCCUACUGUCCAAAAGGAUCAGCCACACCAGCACCUUGUGCUGCUGGGACAUAUACCAGUGUCAAACAAAAGGGAUCUUGUGACCAGUGCACUGGAGGCUACUACUGCGUAAUGAACACCAGUGACCCCAGCUCCUUCCCCUGCCCUGUGGGUCAUUAUUGUCCCCCAGGAACUCAGUAUGACACCCAGUACAAGUGCCCUGCUGGUACCUACAAUCCCCUUCCCACCCAGACCAGCUCCUCAGCAUGUAAACUGUGUGAUGCUGGUACCUAUUGCUUUGGGGAUGGAUUGAGUGCCCCCACAGGAAACUGUAGUCAGGGCUGGUUCUGCACUGGAGGAGCCUCAGAGACCAAACCAUUGCUGCUUGGAAACUACACCAGUAUAGAUGUGUGUACCUGUCCAGCCAAUAAUUACACGGGGGGUAAAUGUCAACCUGGGUCCUUCUGUCCGGAGGGAUCUUCUGCCCCAACGUUGUGUACAGCUGGAAUGUACUGUGAUGACUUUGAAUUGGCUACUCCUAAAGGAAAUUGUCAAGCUGGGUACUACUGCCCGAUUGGUCAGACUGAAGCUAACCCUUCUGCUUUCAUCUGUAUUGCUGGUCAUUACUGUGAGGAGGGAUCAGGCACGCCCACUCAGUGUCCAAUCGGAACCUUCUCCAAUGCCACGGGGAACAGCAAUGUCACUGACUGCAAACCUUGUACUGCUGGAUAUUAUUGUGAUGGGCUUGGUUUAGUGGCUGAAACAGGACCAUGUACUGCAGGGUAUUAUUGCCCUGAGGGCCAAACAACUGGGGCACCAACAGCAUAUGUAUGUCCCACAGGAUCAUAUUGCCCCACAGGAAGUGCUCUACCAACCAUAUGUCCAAGAGGUAAAUACAACUAUCAGACUACCCAGGCCACUUGUCUGGACUGUCCAGCAGGGAAAUAUUGUGACCCCCAUGAGAAUGGUAACGUGACGGGAAUUGUGACCCCAGAAAGCUGCCCUGCUGGUUAUUAUUGCCUGUUGGGUACAGGAUACAACAUGACCUAUCCUUGUCCAACAGGAACGUACAGUCCAAUCACAGACCUAACUGCUGCCAGUUCCUGUCCUUCAUGUGACCCAGGCAAAUACUGUCAGACCCCCGGUCUAACAGCCCCAGAGGGAGACUGUGCCACUGGUCACUGGUGUAUGAAUGGGGCCAACACGUCCACUCCCACAGAUGGGACGACUGGCGAUGUGUGUCCACAAGGAAGUUACUGUCCAGCUGGCAGCUUCAGAGGAACUUACUGUCCACAAGGCACAUUUGGCAACACAACAGGACUGAGAACAGCCAAUGAAUGCAUUGCCUGUGAGCCUGGCUACUAUUGCCCCUCUCAGGGACAUACAAAACCUUAUGAUCAGUGUAGUGCUGGUUACCACUGUUCUGGGGGAUCUAUUGAGGCCAGCCCUGUGGGUCAGGCCUAUGGAUAUAUCUGCCCUGUUGGACACUACUGCCCACAAGGAACACCAGUCUUAGUACCUUGUCCCAAAGGAACCUAUCAGCCAGGCACAGGAAAGUCACAGUUGUCACAUUGUGUGGACUGCUCACCAGGUCGGUACUGUCUGGAAUCUGGUAAUGACACUACAACCGGAGAUUGCCAGGCUGGUUAUUACUGCAUUGGUAAAGCUGAGGUUCCCAACCCAACAGAUGGAACAACAGGAAAUAUUUGCCCUAUUGGUCAUUACUGCCCCACUGGUUCAUCAUCUCCACAGCCCUGCAGUUCAACCACCUACAUGAACCACACAGGUGCAGCAGUAUGUUACACUUGUCCCGAGGGUUACAUGUGCACCUCUGGCAGCACUGCUGACCCCUGCCCCCAGGGAUACUACUGUCCUAUAGGGACUGGUACAGACAAGAAACCAUGUCCUGUUGGUACAUUUGGAGCGACAGACAGAUUGAGUAACGAGACUGAGUGUACGGCCUGUACAGGAGGUCAUUACUGUGACUCUCAGGCCCUUACCCAGCCAGCUGGGGGAUGUAAUGCAGGGUAUUACUGUGUCUCAGGUGUGAACAUUGCCUCCCCUGCUGUGGCUGGAACCUUCCUUGGUGAUGGAGGGGUGUGUCCCCCUGGAACAGAGUGUCCUGUCAACUCCAGCUAUCCUACACCUUGUGCCCCAGGGAGAUAUGCUCCUAUGGGAACUACUGCAGCAUGUAGUGACUGCCCAGCUGGUUACUACUGUGUAAAUGCCACUGUGACCCCUACUACUUGUCCAGUAGGUCACUACUGUCCCAAGAACACAGAGUUUGACCACCAUUACCCAUGUCCUGCAGGAACUUAUUACAACCAGACUGGAGGCUUAGCAGAGACUGACUGCAUGGACUGUCCACCUGGCCAGUAUUGUGAGGGGACAGGCAAUGUGUACCCUACAGGCUUCUGUGACGAGGGAUUCUGGUGUGGAGGUAAAUCCUUCCAGAGACGACCGUAUGACACAGGAAACCUCACAGUCAUCAAUGGCACUACCAAUGACUUGUAUUCCAAUGACACCUGUGCCCCGCUGUGGGGAUGUGUGUGUCCAGCAUUUCAAAUGACCAGUGGAGGUAUCUGUCCAAUGGGAUACUUCUGUCCUGUUGGGUCCUCUCAGCCUUCUGCUUGUACCCCUGGCAUGUACUGUGAGACACCAGGAUUGCCCCUCCCAACAGGAAACUGCAGUGCAGGCUGGUACUGCAAUCACACAAGUUCCACCAAAUACCAACAUAUCUGUCCAGCUGGAUCCUACUGCCCAUCCGGAUCAGACAUCCCCACUCCAUGUCCAGCUGGAACCUACUCUGGUCUGGAUAACAAUGGAGCCCUCAGUGAUUGUGUCAACUGUACAGCGGGCCAGUAUUGUCAUGGUCUUGGAAACACAGCUCCUACAGCCCAGUGUGCACCAGGUUACUACUGCCCGGGGGGUCAGGAGACUAGCACACCCUCGGGUCUGGAAUGCUUUGCAGGCCAUUAUUGCCCACAGGGCUCAAAUUACCCCAUCAUGUGUUCUAAUGGAACCUAUCAACCAAGUCCAGGACAAGACAACUGUCUGACCUGCCCAGCUGGAUAUUUCUGUGAUUCCGCAACAGGAAAUGUGACAUACGUGAAUGGAAACCCUGUGGUUAACCCCACGGCUUGCCCCACAGGAUAUUAUUGUCCUGAGGGUACAAUUUCUGGCCAGUCUUAUCCCUGUCCCAUUGGAACAUUUGGUCCCAAUCAGUACCUGUUUGCCCAGGAGAAUUGUACGUCUUGUACAGCAGGUUACUACUGUGAACAGACAGGGUUGUCUGCCCCUACUGGAGAGUGCUAUGGAGGCUUCUACUGUACAGGUGGUGCUGAAGUUGCUGAACCUGUGUCUCACAAUGUCAAUUUGACCCAUAAUGUCACCUUCACUGGAAAUGACAGAUGUCCAACAGGGUAUUUCUGUCCCAAUGGUACAAGCUACCCCAAGCCGUGCCCCAUAGGGACCUUCUCAGAAGUGAGGGAGGUGUCUGUGGAGACUGACUGUCAGCCGUGUAGACCAGGGAGGUACUGUAAUCAACAGGCCUUCACCAUGAUCACCACUGCCCCUAACUGCUCAGCUGGGUACGUGUGCACAGGGGGAGCCAGUAAUCCUAUCCCCAAUGCAACACAUGGAUACAUAUGCCCCACUGGUCAUUUCUGUGUAGAGGGCACCACACAAGAGCAGGGCUGUCCUCUGGGUACAUACCAGUCCAACAUGGGUCAGGACCAUUGUCUCAAUUGUCCUGCUGGCAAAAUGUGCACAGAGUUGAACUUGACGCUGCCAUUGGAUUGUAAAACAGGAUAUUACUGUCUGGCUGCCCAGGACCCAAUUCCGUGUCCUAAUGGUACCUAUAACAAUGCCACAGGAAUGGAUGACCUCUCAGAUUGUGUGGACUGUCCAGUAGGAAAAUAUUGUGAAGGAAUUGGAAACAGUAUCCCUGAUGGUGACUGUGAUGCUGGGUACUUCUGCGAAGGUGGAGCCACCAGCCGUGCCCCUUCCCCCUCAAUGACCUACCCCAACAAUGGACUGUGUGACCCAGGGAGAUACUGUACCUCAGGGACCAGCAGUCAAGUAGAGUGUCCCACUGGCACCUUCAGAAACACCUCAGGUGCUGCGUCAGCAUCAGAUUGUCUCCCCUGUACUGGUGGUUACUACUGUGCGGGCACUGGACUGACCUCUCCCACUGGUCUGUGUGCUGCGGGCUACUACUGUCCAGAUAAUGAAACCAUUGCUUCUGCCACACCUACUGGCUUCCAGUGCCCAGCAAACUACAAGUGUCCCGAGGGAUCUGCCGAUCCUGUGGCCUGUCCAUCAGGGGAGUACCAGGCCAAUAUGGGGCAGUCCACAUGUGACAAAUGUCCAGCUGGCUACUUCUGUAACACAACUGGAAAUGUACCAAUCAAAUAUGACUGUCCACCAUUCCAUUAUUGUCCAGAAGGAACCUGGAAUCCUACAAACUGUCCAGAUGGAACAUUUACCUUUUCCAAUAUGACUAAUCUGGAAUCUGCUGCUGAGUGCUUGCCCUGUCUACCUGGAAAUUACUGCAGAGGAGGACAAAUUUCCAGUGAGUGUUUAGCUGGAUACUGGUGCAAAUCUGGGUCAAGCAAUAACCUAGUCAACAGAACCAUGGAAUUCCAGAACUGCUCAGCCAAUCAGGACUGUUCUGGCCUGUGUCCAAGAGGUCACUACUGUCCACAAGGUGUCGAUCUACCUGUCCCAUGCCCAGAGCACACGUAUAGAGGUACAGAAGGGGCUGAGACUCCGGAUCAGUGUGACCCUUGUCCUGCAGGCUUCUACUGUCCAUCAGGCACUGCUGAUCCUGAUCCAUGUCCCAUUGGUUAUUACUGUGAGGAGGGAAAUGGUACCACAGAAUGUCCCAGACUACAAUUCAGAAAUAUCACAGGGGCAGCCACUGUGUCAGACUGCUUCCCCUGUGUGGCAGGGUACUACUGCAAUGAGACAGGUAUGUCUGAUUACUCCACCUAUCCAUGUCCACCCGGAUUUUAUUGUUUGGAAGGAUCAGAGCCAAUACUUUGUCCUGCUGGUAGGAUGAGAGACAGUGCAGGAGCUGAGAAUUACACAGACUGUGAACUUUGUCGUGGUGGCUACUACUGCCCCAAUGAUACAAUCAAUACACAAGGCAUCCCUUGUAGAGCUACUUAUGAAUGUCCCACUGGUGCCUCAAUGGAGAUUGACUGCCGUCCAGGUCAUUACUGCCCAGGUGUAACUGGAACCCCACCAAUCUGUCCACCAGGAUACUACUGUCCAAAUGCAACUGAGACUCCCAUUUUAUGUGUAUACCCAUUCUACUGCCCACAGGGUAGCAAUAUGACCUUGGCUUGUGACCUUGGAUAUCAAGCAUUGACCCAUGCUGGAAUAAGAUAUGACAAAGCAAUGUCAUGUAGAAUCUGUCCACCUGGCUAUUAUGGAAACUCUACCACCAGAGCCACCUGUGAGCUUUGUCCAGCUGGAUUCUAUUGUCCAGAAGGAACUGGUCAUGGUAACACAAACCCCUGUCCAAUUGGUACAUACUGUCCUAUAGGCUCAGAUCAUCCCACAAAAUGCCCUGCUGGAUACCGAGGAGAGAAGCUUCGAGCUGAGAGUUUCUAUGACUGUCAUGGCUGCCCUGCUGGUACGUACAGUGAUACAGAGGCUGCCACUCAUUGUAAGCCUUGUGGAAGCUCCUCCUACUCAACAGGAAACAGCUCCAUCUGUACCUGUCUAGGGAAGUACCGAUCCUUCCAGAAGUCUGUAGGAUCCUGUGUGUGUCUGUCUGGGUAUAUCUAUUAUGAUGAGACAGAUACUCAGCAGACAGAGGAGAACUCAGAUGAAGAUUGUCAGCAGAUUGUGGACACCAGAUGUACGGAGUAUGAAGUACGCCUCUCCUCCACCCGGCAGUGUGUCCUGAAGGAAAUGGUCAAUUGUAAUGCAGGAUGUGACACAUCUGGAUAUCUGGAUGUGGAACUUGGAGUGUGUCUCUGUAAUAACUUGAUAGCAGCAGAUUCUGUUUGUGACGCAUCAUGUCUGGCUGUAGCACCUGCUGUAACAGCAGAGUUACAGAAUGACGGAACACUGCAAGUGACAAUCACCAACUCCAGUGGACAUGUGGUUGAAGCAAAGACUAUGACAGACAUAUUUGGUCCACUGGAGAGCACCAAUGGUGUGAAGGGGGUGAUGGUUGUCAAUUUUUAUGAUGACCGCAUCACAGCCUCAAUCUUUAGAGAUCAGACUGAGGCCAAGGAUUUGUUCUUGACAACUCAAGAGAUGGCCAGUGGGGUGACCAAUGCCCCGGGGACCCACAUUGGUAGACGUCGUUUACUGACCACAACUGUCCCAAAUAACCAGAUUUCCAAUAGCGUUUUGUGUCUGGAACUCAAUGAAAUGGUCAUGUUCAAGGUUUGGAUCAAUGAUACGGACCGCACCAAGAGUCAUUACCCAGUCUACUUAAAGGACCAUCUGUUCAGCAAUAACCCCAACUUUGACUAUGGACAGUUCCUGGCUCUGAAGAACUUGAUUGAGACAACCAAUGUUAACAUCUCCACAUUUGCCUUUGUCUUCACAGAAGCUGGAAAUUAUGUCUUCCAGGACUACUCAACUUCCACAUCCCUGAUCUACAUUAAAGUAAUGAAUGCUGGCACCACAUGUGGUACUGGGUCCAGAGUCCAGGCAGCCACCGCCUCCAAUCUGGUGUCACUUGGAUUCUAUAAGGCAAACCCCAGCAAUGUGGCACCUGACUGGGGACUUAUCAUAGGUAUGAUAGCUUUCUUUGGUGCUCUAGUCGUGUUACUGGUUGCAGCUGUCAUUGUCUGGAGACCUAAGGAGGCUGGAAUAUACCCCAUGAAACAUUGGAAACCCCAGUAUCGAAGCCUUGGAGCCCCACCACCUGUACCUUCCUAUAUGAGAUAUGAUGUAGGACACUGGCCUGAUAAAGCCAUUGGUCUAGGAGAGAGAGUGACUGGUGAUGGAGCAGAAGCUGAUGUUCUAAACUCAAUGGCUGUCAAAGGAGUGGAGGAUCUGGAGAAUUUCAAUGUGAGAGUUUUCUAUGACAAACUGGAAGAUCAGAACCUCCACCUGGCAUCACAGCUGGCCAAACAACAGGAAGAUCUGAAAUCCUUCUACAAGAAGAUCUGUGACCAAAAUGAAGAGCUCAAGCAGCUGCUGAAGAACCUGGACCCAGCUAAACUGGAGGAACUAGAGAGGAAGAUGGCAGAGCGUGCUAAACAAGAGGAGGGCAUGCAGAAAGGAGCAGGGGAUGUCUUCAACAUCAUCAAUGGAAAAGCCAAUAUGAGAGAUGGAAAAUACAGAUUUGCCGGUGGAAACAACAGGGAAGCAGAGUUGAUGGCUGCCCUACAGCUCCUCCUAGACAGACUGAACUCUGGGAACCUGCCGAUCAGCCAGAGUGUUUGGGAGGAGAUACAGAAGGGAGGCGUAGUACCUGAUGGAGGGUCUGUUACCAACAUAAACAGACUGCCUGGAGGUCGGGGCAAACAGGGAGAAGUGCUUAGGAAACAGAGAGAGGAGAGAAUGCAGUUGGAACGAGAAUUACAGCAGGAAGAGAAUGACAUGAUCUCAGACAUGGUGUCUCGUACCGAGGAUCAGCGCAAAGACACUGUCAACAUGAUGACUGAUGGGCUUGCUGGCAAGCUCCAAGGUGACCCUAAAGAUGCACAGGUCAAGGACAUUUUAGACAAAUAUGAGAAAGACCUUGAUGCUAAUAUGAACAAGUUUAACAUGGAGAAAGAGAAACAGUUGCAAGACCUAAGAAGGAAGUUGGCUGAGAAGAGAAGGAGAAAGGAAGCUCAACUAAGAGAAAAACAUAAGCAAGAGGCUGAGGAAGCAGGUAUUCCACCACCUCUUGAAGAAGAAGACCAUGUUGCAGACACAAAGAUCAGACAAUCAGAGGCCCUGUAUGACACUCUGCUGGCAGAGGAGGCUGCUGGGGCCGCUAAAGGAGAGGGAGAGACUGACCACCAACUUAAUGAAGACAAACGCAGACUGGAGUCAGAAAAACUCCAGGAACAUCUCAACCAACUGACUCAGCAGGGCAUAAUUACAGCCCAGCAGAAGGAUGAACUGCUCAGGAAACACUUAGAAGCUGAGCAGAACCUGAAGAAGGUUCAUGACCACCAGAGAGAGACUCAGGUCUCUCACCUUAAAGACAAGCUGGCAGACAGACGCAAGAAGAAGCUGGCCAAGCUACGCAGUGAACAGGAACAAGAGCUAUCUGAUCUGUCUUCAAAACUUAUCCAAGAUGGAAACACUGAAGAUUUAGAGCAGGAGUUAGAACAGCUGAAGAAUCUUCAUAAACAGCAAAUGGAAGCCGCUGAAGCAGAGCUGGAUGCUGAGGAGAAAGAACAUGAACGACGCAUCAUAAAGAAGGUGGAUGAUGAACAUAAUGAGGCUUCCAAGAAGAAACGCAGUGAAAUAUUCAAACAGAUUGCUGACCAGUGCCCAGAAAAGCAGCAGACAGCUAUGCAACGUCUCCUUGACAACUAUCAACAUGACACAGAGACUCUUGAACAAGAGUUAGCAGUACAGAGAAGUCGUCACAUGGCAGACCUUCAAGCCAAGCUUGCUGCCAGAAGAGCCCGUAAAUUAGCGGAGGCUCAGAGGAAACUGGACGGGGAAGAGCAGCAGCGAUUGAUCUCAGAACAGAAUCGUCAGAUGCAGCAAGGAGGAGGUAUUGAGGAAGAAGAAACUGACCUGGCCCAUGUUCCUAAAGUCCAGUACAGUCAGUCCAUUGAAGAGCAGGCUCUUCAGAAGGAACAGGAGAGGAUAAGAGAAGACAUGAAGAAGAGACAAAAACAGGAAAGAGAUAAGGUAGUAGAAAAGUUGGAUGCUGAGGAGGAAAAAGAAGAGAGGUCACUGGCCAAGGAGCUGGACUCCCAGAAAGAGAAGUUACUGAGGGAGAAGAGGAACAGACAAGCUACAGAGCUGUCCUCACGCAAAGAUUUGACUGAUGAUCAAAUGAGAGAGCUGAUGGCUUCACAUGAGCAAGAACUUCAAGAUUUAGAGGAGAAACUAGAGAAUGAAAGACACAGGCAAUUCCUAAGUCUGAAGGAGAAACUCAAUGCUAAACGUAAUAGAAAGAUGGAUGAAGUACGGCGAAAACAAGAUGUGGAGACCACUAAGGAGAUGAUUGAACAAAAGAAAGAAGUGGAUGAAAUUAAAUUAAAGAAAGCUAAAGGUGUUGAACAUGAAGCCAUUGUGGAAGGAAUCAAACAAAAUGGUGAAGAAGAUACAGAUAAAGUGGUCAAGGCUGUUCUGGCAAAGAGACACGCUCAGGAAAUGCAAGACCUUGAGAACCAGUUUAAAACCAAGAGAAAGCUGGUGGUUGAUGAUGCCCUCAGUAAACUGCAUGAAAAGUAUGACAAACUGCGGGACAGUUUGUCCAAGCAGCACCAGGAAGAGUUAGCUGCCCUUCAGAAGAAGGGAUUAAGUCCGGAGGAGUAUCAGCACCAGAGAACACAGCUCCUGAACAAACAGCAGUUAGAGAUGGCGGACCUGGAGAGGAGGCUGUCUGAGGAGGAACACGAGAUAGAGAAGGGGGCACUGACUGACUGGGAGGUCCAGUAUGCCAGGGCCAAACUGGAGCUCAAGGAGAAACACUACAAGGAAUUUGCUGAGGCACUGAAGGAGUUUUCACCAGAACAUGAUGGCAUAAAGGAAGCUGAGCAGAAUGUUGAGGAACUGGAGAGACUCAAGCAUGAACUGGAACAAGAACGCAAGAACCAGUUAGACCAGGCCAAGAAAGAACAACAAGAAUUUGAAAAGAAUGAGAAAAAGCGUUUAGAGGCAGAAAUGGAAGAAUAUGCAAAACAACUAGAAAAGGACACUAUUCGUGAAAAAGAGCAGCAAGACCGCAAGAUUGAGCAGCUCAAUAAACGCAAAGAGGACAUGGUCAAAGAAAAGAAACAAAAAAUGAAUGAGGAACUUGAGAAGAUCAGACAACAGGGUGCUAGUGAGGAUGAGCAGAAACGCUUGAUUGAACAACAUGAGCGUGACUUACAGAAUAUACUCAAUAAGAUGGAUGCUGACAAGAUGAGAAUGCAGAGUAAUCUACAAGAGAGACUGAAAAAGAAGAAGGAGGAAAGACUAAGACAUAAACAAGAGGAGCUGAAAGAAAACUUCAAAGACCAGAAACGAGAGAUGGAACAAAAACAGAAGAGUGAAGCCAACAGAAUCAAGAAGAAUGAGGCAUUGGCCAUCCAAGAAAGCAUCAGUUCUGGCUAUGUCCCCCAGCGUACAUCCUCACCACCUCCAAAACAAGAUUAUCAAUCUGACACAGAGGAACCUGAGACUACAGCACCUCCUCAGGAACCCAUGCCAACCUCAUACCAGAUGGCAGCACCUCUCAAUGAGGCAGAGCUGAUGUCCCUCCUCAUGGCAUCACCAGUAUAUCAGAAACUGGAACAAAUCAAAGAUUCUGUCAAAAAUGGAAUCACACCACCCAAACAUAGAAUGAAUCCUGGUGAAGGGUAUCAAGAUACUAGAGAUGCUGAAUGGUCAAAGGACACAGAGCUGGUCCCUGUGGACAUUGGAACCCUGAAUGCCCGCUCCUUCAUUGUUUACAAGUUUGGCUGCUUUGUCACAGACCUUGUGUCAUCCAGGUGUCAUCAUGCCCCUGUAACAAUUCUCCUAGCGGACAAGAUCCCAUCCAACAAGAACCUGGCCAGGAAUGCCUUUAGGAACUCCUUCCACUAUGAUGCCAACAACAGGAUUCUCUAUAUUAGAGUAGCCCGACUAGACACAGUCGGAGAUUUCAUUGUGGUACUGAUACACUCCCUUGCUCACAUCAAAGCAGGAGACCUUAGAGACGACAGUAACCCAGACUUCAUCAAGGAAUACAAUAGAGCCCUGGCUGUUGUCUGUGAUGACCUCUUCUUUGCCAGAUACAGGAGAACAACAGGGCACUCUACCAUCUCUAAAUCUACUGGAGGAAACUCAGAGCAGGCGGCCCUUCAGAUGCUGCAGGCAAUGUUCAGUGGCUGUCGCACAGAGGAUGAAAAGGUCAAGAUGGUAGAUGAUCUUUUGGAUGUCAAACUCCUGCCAGGCACUAAUAUGGAGGGUGUGCACUUCAACAAGGAGAGAUUGACUGACAGGUUAUCCAAAUACUCUGGAUUUAGCAACCUAAACCAACUGCAAAACAUGCUGGGAAAUAUGGAAGACAAAAUGGCACAGGCAAAAGCUCAAGGGAGCUCUAAGGGAUCUAUUGAUCAGCUGGCAACACUCAGUCAUAGAUUUUCCACUUCAGGUCCUCCUUCCGCCCUUAGCAAGUUACCCCCAUUCCGCUUUGUGACUGCAAACAUGACUGGACAGGCAUUAUGGCAGACUUUUGCCAACCAUGAAGAUGGUGAAGAGGAAAAUGUCUCUCGAGAGGAGGUCAUACAAGACUCACUGGAAAUUCUUCAAGAACGUCAUGACAAUUUAACAGCAGACUUUUCCAACAUCAACUCUGAAAUCAUUGAACUACAAGACCGCUCUCGCUCACUAGAGGAGGAAUUGGCAACAGAGAGCAAGCUCAUGGAGACUACAAAGGAGAAAGAGAAGCAUGCUCAGCUCGCAAAGAAAGUGAGAUCUAAGCUUAAUGACACUCGAGCAAGAAUUGCAAGACUUGAGAUGGAGAAAAACCUGAUGUUGAGAAAAUUGGCUGAAUGUGAGAAAGAUAUAGAAAUCAAGAAACUUGGGCCACAACAAAAUGAGGAGAAGACUGUGACAUUUAAUACAGAUAGCAAGAAAAAAUCCAAAAAAUAAAUUUUCAUCAACAGUACUGUGGACCCUGAUUACUAGUUGUAAAGAUUUGUAUAUUUGACAAAGAAUGUGACAUAAACAAAGUAUUGGUUUGUUUAGAUAUACUAAAAUCCAGACCUUUGUGAUGUCAUACACCAGACAACUUGAUGUUAAACUAUGAGAAAAGUUGUGUACGAUAUAUAUGUCUCCAUGUUAUUUUUUUUUAAGUAGAAAACUAAUUUUGAUACAAUUAAAAUUUAAUUUAUUCAUCAUUUUCUGAUGAGAAUAUUAUCAACUGUUUUUAAAAAUGUCAAAAAUAUAAUCUUAUCUAACAAUUUUGACACAUCACAGAAGAGUGACAUGAUUCUAAACGAUUGUUGUUAAUUUAGACAGAGCAUUUUAUUCUUAACUGUUGCAUAAUUUAUGUAGACAUUACGUAUACCAGGUUAUAUUCUUUAAAUCAAUCUCCUCACUCAUGAGAAAACUGCAUUAUUAUAAUAAGCAUAUGAUAUAGCUGUGAUAUUUUAUAUUUAAUGUAUAUGUAUUUUGAUAAAUGAUUAUAUUUUUAUGUUUUUUCAAUAUGACUACAUGUCAUCAGCUGAAUCAUAAAAAGCAUUACUCAUUAAUGUUAAUUAAUUAAUAAGUAGGUCCAUUCUGUAUUGAAGAUCAUGGCUGUUUUCUUCUGUCCUGUUUGGUUAAGUGCAAGACCUCUUUUUUUUUUUGGUUUUGUUUUGUUUUGUUUUUGUUUUUUUUUUUUUGCUAUUAGCUAAUUGUUUUUGACUUGAGAUUAAAAUAUUUCUUUGAUUAUUUACACAGAUGCUUAUAGUUUUUGUAUGACUUUUUCUUUAAGGUUUACACCGAAUUGAUUUGUGCAAUAUCUGUGUGUUGUCUUACAAAAUCAUUUCAAUGUGAAAUCGACUCCGUCCAAUAUUUAUGUCAAAUAUUUAUGUUUGAUGCUAUGCAUACUUGUACACAUCAGAAAGAUUCUCUGUGAAAAUCAAAAUACUUUUGUCUUGCAAGUGCAAUUAGCUUCGCAAAUGGCUAAGGCUUAAGUGAUUUUAUUUUGUGUUUAUCUUUUCCUCUGUUAUUGUUUAUUGUUACCAAAUACAAACUCAAUACACCAUUGUUAACAAUUUUGUACAUUUAUACAUGAAGUCAUAUGAAUCAUUUGUUUAGUGUUCAUAAAGUUCAUUGAAUUCUUUUUGUAAUAAAUAUCCUAUGGUCA
Messenger RNA from Saccostrea echinata, 32502 nucleotides. RefSeq lists its product as uncharacterized. NCBI's taxonomy places the organism in Eukaryota, Metazoa, Mollusca, Bivalvia, Ostreida, Ostreidae. Gene Ontology annotation, molecular function: protein binding. The record is from RefSeq and is a predicted model, not a curated record. The transcript has 119 exons. The coding region runs from base 168 to 31301 and encodes 10377 amino acids.